Molecule: messenger RNA, 1081 nt
Organism: Microbotryum saponariae
Lineage: Eukaryota; Fungi; Basidiomycota; Microbotryomycetes; Microbotryales; Microbotryaceae
Source: the annotation of a GenBank genome assembly
AUGCACCACACAUCGCGACGGACGGCCCAGUGUGAGCUCCAUGCCCUCAUACAGAGGCUACCGAACGACGGCACUGACCAUGUGCACCCCCAAAACAGACUACUUUGAUACGGCCGACUACGUUUCGCGCUUCGAGAAGCAUGGCCUCACGCCCGCCCAGGCCGAAGGCGUCGUCGAUACGCUCGAGGACAUUAUCGGCGAAUCCAUCAGGAGCAUGCAGGGCAACCUCGUCACCCGGGAAGAGCAGGAGAAGGUACGAGCAAAUUCACCGGGCAAUCUUGAGACUCACUGCCCAGACUUAUCGCGUCCUUGAACCCGACAACAGCGACACUACACCCAAAAGGUCAGAAUCGACGGGGAGCCGCUCAGCCCUCAUCCCGAGAUUAUCGCUCACCUUCCGUUCCCUCCAGGUCGACUUUGCUUCACUUAAGCAAACCUUGGAACUAUCGGAAAAGACAGAUUUCGUCAAUCUCAAGGCCGAGAAUGAGCGCCUCUUGGGCGACAUUGAACGGCUUAAGCAACGUUUGCGCGAGGAAAUCACCCGGACCCAGGCCGGCGUCCGGCUCGAUCUCAACUUGGAAAAGGUGCGGGCACUUCACCCAACAGCGAGCCCAUAAGGCAUCGUGAGCUCUGGUUGAUUCUCUGCUCUUCGCUCCUCCGCAGGGUCGAAUCCGGGACGAGUUGUCGAUGAGAGUCGUCCGAUUGGCCGAUGUCGACACGCGGAUAGAGAACGAAAUCGGGUUGCUGAGGACAUCGCAAGUCUUCUUUCUCCUCUUGCCAUGUACCGUUGUUUCAGUUCACUCACAAAGAGACACUUUCAUCGCUUGAACAGAAUGGAGGCCGUCAAGUUCAAGUGAGUGAUGUGCUUCUUGAGCGAUCAAAGACGGUUCGGUACCAUGGGGUAAGGUUGGACUGCUGAACUAUUUCUCGCCCGCAGUAUCCUGCAAUAUGCCUUCGCGGUCAUGUCCGGUACCGGUGCCCUCUUGCUCGCAUAUCUUCGCAUGUACGUUGACCUAGGACAGACUCGAUGCAAUAUGUUUGCGAACUGACCGGUUUCUGCCUCGUCAGGUUCGCGCACUAG